AUGCCCAAGAAGAACAACUCCAGUAAUAAAGAAAUGACACAGAAAGUGGACAAGAACCGUCCCAAGUCAAAACACGAUAAACGGGAAGCACAGAAGAAGCAUAAACAAGAGCCGUCUAUCUCUUUUCUUUUAUCCUUUAUCGUUUUCCAUCAGCAACAAAUGACUUACACCAAAGAAUAUAAGGAGCUUGUUAACUUUGAAUACCCUUGCUACAUUUGUGGCACUAUUCUCAGUCGACCCAAGAUUUGCAUUGAUCAUGUUCGUCGAGUGCAUGGUUACGAACUUCCUGUUCGUGGUGUUGGCCAAAACCGGCCUUCAGAUCCUGUGUAUGAAUUUCAGAAUAAUCCCAAUGGUGAAUAUGAUGUACAGCAUUAUGCUUGCCCCUCCUGCUGGUACCACUGUCCCGAGACGGGGUUGCGUGAACUGAAGCAGCAUACACAAGAAGAGCACCAUCCAAAGAUUGUUGAUAGUGAGAAAGCUGCAGCUUCUACUACCAACAAGGAACCGACUGCUGAAAACAAAGAUGAAGAUAGUGGUAUUGAUGAUGACGAAGAAAGCAUGGACCAAGACAGAGAGCAAAGUAAUGACAUGAAAGGCAAACAGAAAAUUGAAGGAAACGUUCGUGAAGAGGUGAAUGAAGCUUUCAGAAAGUUGAAUGAAAUCACGGAAAUGUUCAAGAACCUUCUGAGAAAGUGA
This is a messenger RNA of Mycotypha africana, 696 nucleotides long. RefSeq lists its product as uncharacterized. The transcript has 2 exons. Bases 1 to 696 code for a protein of 231 amino acids. NCBI's taxonomy places the organism in Eukaryota, Fungi, Mucoromycota, Mucoromycetes, Mucorales, Mycotyphaceae. The record is from RefSeq and is a predicted model, not a curated record.